This is a messenger RNA of Pantherophis guttatus, 6118 nucleotides long. RefSeq names its product ROR family WNT receptor 1 (gene ROR1). Lineage: Eukaryota; Metazoa; Chordata; Lepidosauria; Squamata; Colubridae. The record is from RefSeq and is a predicted model, not a curated record. Gene Ontology annotation, molecular function: Wnt-protein binding; ATP binding; protein kinase activity. Gene Ontology annotation, biological process: protein phosphorylation; positive regulation of kinase activity; positive regulation of canonical NF-kappaB signal transduction. Gene Ontology annotation, cellular component: signaling receptor complex; plasma membrane.
GUCUGGAGCAGAGCUUCGAGAAAGUGACAAGCCAGGAGGCUGAGGAGCGAGGGAGGCCAGCGAAGGCAGCCUACCGCCCGCCCGGAGGCCGACGAGGGGAAGGAGGGAGAGGACGGGCGAGCGAAAGCCCGUUCCAGCCACCGGGCUCGGGAUUCCUGGAUGUUGGAGUAGCGAGGAGGGACGAGAAGCCGGCUCAGGAAUGCAGCGGCGGCUCCAUCCGGGCAGCUGGAAAAGGAGCCCUUUCCUGCUCCAGCUGCUCCUGUGGCUGCACAGCCGGAGCCUGGCCGAACCCGCAGCGCCAGGAACAAAUGUGUCAGCUACCGCUGAUUUAAUACCUACGUCACAUUGGAACAUGACAAAUGAAGUAGAUAAAGAUUAUUUCUUAACGCUUGAUGAGCCAAUGAACAAUAUCACCACUACCCUGGGUCAGACCGCAGAACUGCAUUGUAAGGUUUCUGGUAACCCUUCUCCGACUGUGCGUUGGUUGAAAAAUGACGCUCCUGUUGUGCAGGAACCCAGGAGGAUAUCCUUUCGUGCCACAGCUUAUGGGUCCCGAUUACGAAUAAAAAACCUCGAUACCACAGACACCGGUUAUUUUCAGUGUGUGGCGACAAAUGGCAGGAAAACAGUCUCUACAACUGGGGUGUUAUUUGUGAAAUUUGGUCCACCUCCAACAGCAAGCCCAGGAACAUCGGAUGAAUAUGAAGAGGAUGGAUUUUGUCAACCAUACCGGGGAAUUGCAUGUGCAAGAUUUAUUGGAAAUCGAACCAUUUAUAUGGAAUCUCUGCAUAUGCAAGGAGAAAUAGAAAAUCAAAUAACUGCUGCCUUCACAAUGAUUGGAACUUCCAGUCAUUUAUCGGAUAAAUGUUCGCAGUUUGCUAUUCCAUCGCUGUGCCAUUAUGCUUUCCCAUAUUGUGAUGAGACCUCUUCUGUUGCAAAACCACGAGAUCUGUGCCGGGAUGAGUGUGAGAUUCUGGAAAAUGUGCUUUGCCAAACUGAAUACAUAUUUGCAAGAUCCAAUCCUAUGAUUUUGAUGCGGUUGAAGCUGCCGAAUUGUGAAGAUCUUCCCCAGCCUGACAGUCCUGAGGCUAUCAACUGUAUCCGUAUUGGCAUCCCUAUGGCAGAUCCAAUCAAUAAAAAUCACAAAUGUUUCAACAGCACAGGAAUGGACUAUCGAGGGACCAUCAGUGUAACCAAAUCUGGACGACAGUGCCAGCCGUGGAACUCCCAGUAUCCCCACACCCACACAUUCACUGCUGUCAGGUACCCAGAGCUGAAUGGAGGCCAUUCCUAUUGCCGAAACCCGGGCAAUCAGAAAGAGGCACCCUGGUGUUUCACCUUAGAUGAAAAUCUCAAGUCCGAACUUUGUGACAUCCCCGUCUGUGAUCCAAAGGACUCCAAGGAAAAGAAUAAAAUGGAAAUUCUUUAUAUAUUGGUACCCAGUGUUACAAUUCCUCUAGCUAUUGCCUUAUUGUUUUUCUUCAUCUGCAUUUGCCGAAAUAACCAGAAAUCAUCUUCUCCACCCGUGCAAAGACAGCCUAAGCAUGUCAGAGGGCAGAACGUAGAGAUGUCUAUGCUCAAUUCAUAUAAACCAAAGAGCAAAGCCAAAGAGCUGCCCCUUUCUGCCGUCCGAUUUAUGGAAGAAUUGGGUGAAUGUGUUUUUGGAAAAAUCUAUAAGGGACAUCUUUACUUACCAGGAAUGGACCAUGCUCAGCUAGUCGCAAUAAAGACCCUUAAGGACUGUAAUAAUCCACAGCAGUGGGCAGAAUUCCAGCAAGAAGCCUCGCUGAUGGCAGAAUUACAUCACCCAAACAUCGUUUGCCUUCUUGGGAUUGUGACACAAGAGCAACCAGUCUGCAUGCUUUUUGAAUAUAUGAACCAAGGAGACCUCCAUGAAUUUCUUAUUAUGCGAUCUCCACAUUCAGAUGUUGGAUGUAGCAGUGAUGAGGAUGGUACGGUAAAAUCCAGUUUGGACCAUGCUGAUUUUCUGCACAUAGCUGUUCAGAUUGCAGCAGGAAUGGAAUACUUGUCGAGUCAUUUUUUUGUCCAUAAGGAUCUGGCUGCUCGCAAUAUUUUAAUUGGAGAACAGCUCCAUGUGAAGAUUUCUGAUUUGGGACUGUCAAGAGAAAUCUAUUCAGCCGAUUAUUACAGAGUUCAAAAUAAAUCCCUCCUGCCCAUUCGUUGGAUGCCACCAGAGGCAAUUUUAUAUGGAAAAUUCUCUUCUGAUUCAGACAUCUGGUCCUUUGGUGUUGUCUUGUGGGAGAUUUUUAGUUUUGGUCUUCAGCCCUAUUAUGGAUUUAGUAACCAAGAAGUCAUUGAGAUGGUCAGGAAACGACAGCUUUUACCAUGCUCUGAAGACUGCCCUCCCAGAAUGUACAGCUUGAUGUCAGAAUGCUGGCAUGAGCUACCAUCUAGGAGACCAAAAUUCAAAGAUAUCCAUGCCAGACUGCGCUCUUGGGAAGGGAUAUCAAGUCAUACUAGCUCUACUACUCCUUCUGGUGGAAAUGCUACCACUCAAACUACAUCUCUCAGCGCAAGCCCAGUUAGCAACCUAAGCAAUCCCAGGUACCCUAACUACAUAUUUCCAGCACAAAGUAUGCCACAGGGCCAAAUAACUGGAUUUCUUGGCCCACCAAUACCUCAAAACCAGCGAUAUAUUCCUAUUAAUGGAUAUCCGAUACCUCCUGGAUAUGCUGCGUUUCCAGCUGCCCACUAUCAACCUGCAGGUCCACCAAGGGUCAUUCAACACUGUCCUCCACCCAAAAGUCGUUCACCAAGCAGUGCAAGUGGAUCAACAAGCACCGGUCAUGUGACCAGCUUGCCUUCUUCAGGAUCUAAUCAGGAUGCCAAUAUCCCCUUGCUGUCUCAUAUGUCAGUGCCAAAUCAUCCAAGUGGGAUUAGCAUAACCGUUUUUGGAAACAAGACUCAAAAACCCUACAAAAUUGACUCCAAACAACCAUCUUUAGAUUCUAGUAUUCAUGGGCAUAAUGAAACUGUGAUUUCAGCAGAGAUGUAAUAAAUAAGGGAGACCUUUGUAAAUGAAUCUAUUUACAAUAUGAACUAGAGGGUUUUAGAGAUUUAUAUUCAAAUAUUUUAUUGGAGAUUUUUUCCAGCUGUAUAAAGAGGUGUUUGCAAUAAGUAUCUUCUGUGAAGUUCUUAACAGGAAGUGCCAUUCAAUUUUUAAAAAAUGUACUAACACUCAACACUGUGGCUGCAAAUUUAUUUUACAAAUAGUAAAGGACAAAAGUAUUUCUGUGUUUUAAGAAACAUUUAAUCAUGGGUUUUUUUAAGUGAAAUGUUUUAUGUUUCAGCAGUUUGACUAUUUUGAACACAUGGUGAUGAAAUGUUAGGAAAAUUAAUUAUACUUCUGUAGGAUGAAAAUUUCACUAUUGGUCUCACGCUAUACCCAAAUGCAUAUUCCAUUAAGCCAGAACAGUGUUUCUCAACCUCAGCUGCUCCCAGAAUUCUCCAGCCAGCAUAUCGACACCUCUUAAAACUUGCUGAGGUUGAAAAAUCUUGAGUCAGACUACAACCAAACGUACUGCUGAAUUCAUACCAUACAAUACACUAAACUAAAUUUGUGAAGUGUUUCUUGAUUAAGCCACAGUUGCCUGGGUUCACACAAAAUAUUAAGGCAUAAGCUAGGAUUUACAAACCACAAACUAGAGUUCAAAAAUACUUCACAUACCGUAUUUUUCAGAGUAUAAGGCGCACCUUUUUCCCCCCUAAAAGAGGCUGAAAAUUUGGGUGCGUCUUAUACUCCGAAUGUAGCUUUUUCGAAGCUUUUUUUCAGCCCUAACGAGGCACUAACGAGACACUAGCUAGCGAUCUUCCCAGCUUUGCCUGCUCCCUCAACUCUCCGCUGUGCUUUAACAAGGUGCUAGCAAGUGAAGCGAUCUCCAUGCUUUGCUCCGACUCUCAGCUGUUCUUUAGAAGCUUUUUUUCAGCCCUAACUAGGCACUAGCCAAGUGAAGUGAUUUCCCCACCCCUCUUUGCCUGCUUUUCUCAUUGCUGCUUCCUCUCCGCUGUGCCUUAGAAGCUGUUUUUUUAUUCCCCAAGCAGGGGAUAAAAAACCAGCAAAAUAAUGUGCUGAAGCUGACCAGACUAAGGACACUAGCCAGAUGAGUAUCUGAUAGGCAGAUUUUUUUUUCCUAUUUUCCUCCCCAAAAACUAAGCUGCGUCUUAUACUCCGGUGCAUCUUAUACUCCGAAAAAUACGGUACUUACUUUGUGUGUUGUCUGAAUUAAUCCAUUGGCAGAGUUCACAUUGUGAUAAACCACAAUGGUUUUGUGAUUUUUGGCUUAGACAUUGAGGUUUCUAAAUGCCAUGGCUUAGCAUUAUGUGGAUUUAGAUCAGUGAAGCUUGUUUAACAAAUUAAACCAACAGUGUUUCAAGGCUGCCAGUGACUAGCUUCACAUGCUAAACCAUAAUGUGGUUUACAUUGACUUAUAAAUAGCCCUCAAGUUACAAUCGUUCAUUCAAUAGCCAUUUAAACAUGUGACAGCACUGAACAAAGGGGACUUACAAUGUGUCUUCAGAAUUCUGGCCAUUGCAGCACCCCUCCAAUCACAUGAUAGCAAUUUCCAAUAUUCCCUGCCAGCUUCCCCGCAAGCAAAGUCAGUGGGGAAGCCAGCAGGAAGUCAGAAGUUGCAGUCAUGUAAGGCUCUCACUUAGUGGCCCACAUGAUUCUCAUUUAACAAUGACAACUGGGACUGUCACUAAGUCAUGCAGUCACAUGACAUCAUUCUUUAUGACCACCUCACUUAAUAUUGGCAAUUUUAGUCCCCAUUGCUAUUGUAACCCAAGGGCAACCUGUAUUCUGUAUUUGAAUCCAGGCACUAUAUUGUGUAAAUCAUGUUUUUAAUAUUGGGUUGACAUUCCCCAAUUUGGACCUUUUUCAACUAUGAUUAAUGAAAUAAUGAUUUAGUACGAUAGCUAAAUCAGGCCAAUGACAAGUAUCAUUUUUAUCCCAUGCUUUGAUACUUAUGGCACAGUCAUCUGAUUUUUGUUUUUUCUUCUAGGCAUCCAUAUUAGAAAUUAAAACGGUAUGCAAUAUCAAACAUGUAUUCAAUUAUGCUUUGCCCAUGCUAAGCAUAACGUGUUUUUAGGGAUUUUUCCCAGCAAUUUGUAGUCACUGGUUUGUGAAUUUUGGACGUAUGAUCUGUGAACCUAGUCAUCCCGUUUGCCCUUGUUAGAUAAAUUAUUUUCAAAAAACAGUCUCUAAUGAUAAAUCUACAACCAUUUAUAAAACUCAAAAUGAAUAAUUUUGUAUUAAGAAAUGUGUUCAUAGCAGAGUAAAGCAAAUAAGACAUUUAAAAAGAAAAACCUUCAUGAAACCACAUACAUUAAAUGAAUGAAAAAUAUAUUUCUUAAUUUUAUAUCUGUAGUUGCAAUAGAAUUUUGUAUCCUUUUGUUGCUAUGCAACCCUUUAAUUAAAUAUUUCAAUUCUUAUUUUAUAAUAAACAGACAAUCAGUUUUCCCAGUAAUAUUUAUUAUUUCAAUUAAAUCAGUAGCUUUUCUAGUGUUAUCCCUGAAAUUCUACAUUCCAUUAGAUGUACACAAUAAUUUUAUAGAAAUUGCCUAUAAUUUUUGUAUGUCAUUUCAAAUAAUGUGAAUUAGAAUUAUUUUUUACUAGAAAAUAUGGCCUUUGUGUUAUUGAAAUUUAUGCAGAUAUAAACUAUCAGAAUAAUUUGAAACCACUGUAAAAUUGUAUAAAUUACAGCUUCUUGGAAGUUUUUAAAAUUUGAACAGAUUUUGAAUGGUUGAGGUACACCAUCUUUCAGACACUUGACGUAAUUUUCUUCUUUUUGCACAAAAAUGUUUUUGUAUAGCAGAAUUGAAAAUACAUCUUGCUUUUCAUUUUUUUGGUUUAUUUCUCUUUUUUUUCAUUAAUGAAGAUGUCUUGAAAUAUAGAGUGACUUGAGGAACCAUUUUGAUUUUAUUUGGUUAUUUUCACUGCAUGCGUUUAUUUACUGUAUUACUUUAUAGAUUGUUUUCAUUAAGUUUAUUGCACUAAAGCAUGAAUGUGUAAUAAGACAUGGCUAUUUUAUACAGACAUUAAUUGCAUUUUUGUAUCUUGGACACUAGAGUAACAUUAAACACUGAUUAUUUUAAACCA